This is a messenger RNA of Oikopleura dioica, 405 nucleotides long. Lineage: Eukaryota; Metazoa; Chordata; Appendicularia; Copelata; Oikopleuridae. The record is from the annotation of a GenBank genome assembly.
AUGGGCGACAAUCUUUCUCGAACCCUCAAAAAGCUUUCCGUUCAAAGCAGAAACCCUCAACGUGAUCAGCACUCAAAGACUCUUCUCUACCUUACCGACUUGGAGCACGAGUUUCGUUCAAGAACAAAACAUCUAGAUACUAAGGAUGAAGUAAACGAACAGAUGAGCAACAUUGUCCAAAUGUUCCACGACCAUCGAACAAGCUCAUGCUACAAUCAUCGCGCUCACACGCAAGUAAAAGGCCACCUGGAAUCCGCAGAUGGACUCAUGGAUUACGCAACCAUUUUGACGAAAAUGAUCGACCAUGCUUUUGGAGACUGUGAACAGUACAUAGAUAUCGCCGGCAAAGCGGCCGAACUGCGAUGGAAGCUACUCGAGGACCCCAAUGCAGAAGAGGAUUAUUAA